This is a messenger RNA of Closterium sp. NIES-65, 1701 nucleotides long. The record is from the annotation of a GenBank genome assembly. Lineage: Eukaryota; Viridiplantae; Streptophyta; Zygnematophyceae; Desmidiales; Closteriaceae.
AUGCUUCGCGAGCGGCGAUCCUUCUGGGUGUACUAUCGUGUAAAUGCGCCCUUUGUGCCUCUAUCUGCGCCACUCCCGCCAGGCCCUGUCUUCGCCGUCAUUCUCGCGCUAUGGCUGCUGUCGGGCGUGGCGUUCGCGGCGUGGCUCUGCUACUCGACGCACGCAACGUACCUCGGUGAUUGCUACCGCCGCCUCGACACGUGGUGCUACGAGCGCGCCAAGCUCUUUGAGCAACACACGCUCACCACCGUCAGCCAGAUACGGACUCUGGCGGGGCUGGCGGCGGUGAUGGGCAAGCCCAGGGGCCACGGCAAUUGGACGUGGGACAGGUGCCUCACGGAGCAGCGUUGGAUCUCCUACCUCAACAAGACCAAAUAUUCCCGACCGGGGGACACGGGCGCCAUGGUUUGCCUCUUCGUCACAGAUGCAGAAAGGCCUGCCUUUGAGAGGUUCUACGGCGGCCCCAUUCUCGACACCACUCUGGCCCCACGGCAGAAGGAGCCUAUGUACUGUCCCAAGCUGCUGGAGCUGCACACGUUUUGGCAGGGGAUCAUUCUUCUUAUUGACAUCAUGCAGCGCGGGGCUGCAGAGCUCUCCUACAUGCGCAGGACGGGCGACAUUGUCUUCAGCCGUGUCGUGCCCAUCGCGGACCUCUCUCUCAACAUCACCGGCUUCGGUCAGUCAGGCCCCCAUCACCCCCCGCACCUCACUGCUCUUCACCUCUGUUUGUCUUACAUCUCCCCUGGCGCAGCGGUAGCAUUGCCCAUCUUGCAGCAUGCACUGCCUAUGAAUCCCACGGAGCAGCAGGCAGAGGAGGCGGUGUUGGGAGCAUCUGGGGCGAAUGUGAACCUGGGGUCCAUCGCCCGCCAUGUGCUGCAAAACGUCUUCACGCCAGACCCUAGCAUCACAUUCGAGGUGUAUGACAUCACAGACCCCAAGGGACCCACAAUGAUCUACGGCUCGGGCCCGCGCCUUGUCUUCUACCUAGAGCGUGACAGCCUUCCCAUCACCGACAUCUCGCCCUCCAAUGUCACGCGCCCGUGGGAGGAGCGCUCUGUCGUGCCGCUCGACCUGCUUAGGGGCCGCCUGCGGCGCUACCAAGUGUGGUGCCGUGUGCUGUGUGGUGCUGGUGAGUGUGCUGUGUGGUGCCGCUACGUGGAGGCACCAAGCACAUGGCUGUCCUGGGGAAUGCCCAUCCUCUGGGCGGCGCUUGCUCUCGUGGUGACGGCACUGAUAGUAGCUGUGGCGUGGCAGCAGCGGUUGGGAUACAUGCGCAGCAAGGAGAGCAUGGCAGCGGCGGACCAGCUGAGAGGGAAGGCGCGGGCAGCGGAGCGGUCGAAGAGCUCGUUUGUGGCGUCCAUGUCGCACGAGCUGCGCACGCCUAUGCUCGGCAUCGUGGGGCUGCUUGAUGCUCUUGGGGACCGCGGGCUUUCUGCCACGCAGCUGGCAGAUGUGGAUGCGGUGCGCGCUACCGCGUACGACACGGUGCGGCUCGUCAACCGCAUGCUCGACCUCUCCAAGCUCGAGGCGCGUCGCAUGGCACUCUGCUGCUCGCCCUUUGAGCCACGCGCGUGGCUCGAGGAGGUCGUGCUGGGCUAUUGUGGGUUGGCGCGGGACAAGGGCAUCGAAGGUGAGUGCGUGGGGUGGGGGAGGAGGGUGGAGGAGGGGAGAGGAGGGGAGAGAAGGGGGAGCGGGAGCUAG